AUGGAUACUGUUAAACCAAAAGAAAUUAAGCAUAUUAAAAAUAAAGAAGAAUCAUAUAUCAAAAGUAAUAUUCAAAAUGCAGACAAUUGCAUAAAUAUAAAGGAAGCAGAUAAUCAUAAAAGUAUUAAUAAUAACUGUAAAUCCUUACUAAGGGGAAAUGAAACUAAUCUAAUUGAUAAUUCAAACUACAAUAAUUAUUCAUAUAAUUUUACAAGUCAUAGAACUUACAAUCAAAAUAAAAUCGAUAAUAAUCAUAACGUCAAUGAUAAAUAUUAUAAAAUGUAUCAUAAUGAAAAUAAUCAUGAGAAUGUAGGGAAAGCUAACAAUUUCAAAAAUAAUAAUUGCUAUAAUGGGGAUUAUACAAAAUGCAAUAGAAAAAAUAAUAAAAAUAAUAAUUAUAAUGGUUCUAGCAAUUAUAUUGCAUUAAAAACAGUUGAAAAGGAUUUUAAUUCAAAAGAACAUAUUGAAUCAUCAAAAAAAAUUCGAAGUAAUACAAUGAUUAGUGAAAUACACAAUGUUAAAGAGCAUAUCAACAAUGAAAUAAUAACAAAUAAUAGUGUAAACAGAAAUGAUAACGAAGAUCAAAAUUUAAAAAAAACAAUUAGUAGAAACAAUAAAAAAUUAUCUGUGAAAUCAAUAACAUCAAAACAUAACAAAAGUUAUAGUUAUUUACAGGAUGAUAUGUUGUCAAAUGACAAUCAAGACAUUUUUCCAACAAAACAUAAGAAGAAAAACCGCUUUCGCAAUUAUAACAACUAUAAAAAUAAUCCAAACUAUUUUAACAAUUCAAUGAAUGAUAGAAACUCUAAUUAUUUUAACCUUAGUUACUACAGCUAUAAUAACAAUAAUCAUAGGGAAAAUAAUAAUUUCCAUUAUAAAAAUAAUUAUGAUGUCAGUAACUAUCAUCAUAAUUAUAACAAUUAUGUUAAUAUAAACUUAUAUGAUAAUAAAAUUAAAAAUGAAAAUAUUUAUCACGGAAAAAAAAAAAAUAUAGUACGUAACGCAAGCACAAAUAAUAAAAACACUAGUAACAAUGACAAUAAUAGUAAUAUUAAUAAUGAAGAUAAUAAUCAUGUUACUUAUGUUGGGGUUGAUAAUAGUAACAGUGACACUACUACUACUACUACUACUAAUAAUAAUAAUAAUAAUAGUAAUAAUGAUAAGAAUAAUAAUAAUAAUACUAAUAAUAAUAGUAAUAGUAAUACUAAUAAUAAUGGCAAUAAAAAUAACAAUGAAAAUAAUAAUACUACUACUACUACUACCACUAAUAAUAAUAAUAAUAAUAAUAAUAAUAAUAAUAAUAAUAAUAAUAGAAAUAAUAAUAAUGACAAUAAGAAUUACAAUGAAAAUAAUAAGAAUAAUAAUAAUAAGAAGAAGAAUAAGAAUAAGAAUAAUAAUAAUAAUAAUAAUACUAAUAAUAGUAAUACUAAUAAUAGUAAUACUAAUAAUAAUGACAAUAAGAAUAACAAUGAAAAUAAUAAUAAUAAUACUUCUACUACAAAUAAUAUUAAUAAUAAUAAUAAUAAUACUAAUAAUAGUAAUACUAAUAAUAAUGACAAUAAGAAUAACAAUGAAAAUAAUAAUAAUAAUACUUCUACUACAAAUAAUAUUAAUAAUAAUAAUAAUAAUGCUAUUAAUAACGACAAUAAGAAUAACAAUGAAAAUAAUAAUAAUACUACUGCUACUAUUAUUACUACUACUACUACUACUAAUAAUAAUAAUAAUACUACUACUAAUAAUAAUAGUAAUAAUAAUUACAAUGUGAAUAACAAAGAAAAUAGUAAUAAGAAUACUACUACUACUACUACUACUAAUAAUAAUAAUAAUAAUGGCAAUGAAAAUAAUAAGAAUAAUAAUAAUAAUAAUAAUACUACAAAUAAUAAUAGUAAUAAUAAUGACAAUAAGAAUAACAAUGAAAAUAAUAAGAAUUAUAAUAAUAAUAAUAAUAAUAAUGAAUGUGAUAUUACAAAUAAUCAUGAUAUGUGUAAUCCUAGUAAUAAUGAUAAAAAUACUAAUAAUAAGGAAAUAAAAAAAAAUGAUAAUUAUAUAAAUAAAAGAUACGUUCACACUUUCAUAUACAAAAGCAAUAGAAAAAAUAUAGAAAGAAGCGUUGAUAAUGAAAAUAGAAAUGUCACUAAAGAAAAUUUUAGUGAACAGUUAGAUAGUAAUAAAAAUGGUGAUAAAAAUAAUGAUACUCAUAAUAAAAAAAUAGAUAACUACUCUAAAAUUAAUAAUCGUAAAUUUAUUAGGAAUAAUAAUAAUUAUAGUAAUAUGAAAGACGAAAAGUUUAAUAAUAUAAAUACAUACAAAAAUAUAAACUUUAUAACUAAUUAUCAAAAUUUUGUUCAUACUAAUGAAGAAAAUAAGCAACUUUAUGGAAAUUAUUUAUUAUACACAUAUGAAAAAAACAAUAAUACUAAGAAAGAAAUGUUUAAUGGAUAUUAUAAUAAUCUGCAAAACUCAAAUUACAAAUAUUCCAAAAAAAAUAUUUUUACUCAUAAUAAUAUGAAUGAUGAUUUCAAAGAUAGCAAUAAAUAUAGGGAUUAUAGAAUUAAACAAAAUGCAAACGAUAAUUUAAAUGAAAUUGAAGAACAAAGAAGAAAGUACAAUAUAAAAGAAAUAAAAAAUAUGGAAAAAACAAAAAACAAUUGUAAUAAAAAGAGUGAUGUUAAUGUAGAAAACUAUGAAGUUACAUUAAAUAGUGAUAAAAUAAAAAAUUGCAAUACGAAAAAUUAUAAUGAUAAUAUACAGUAUGAUAAAAAUUUACAUUGUGAAAAUUUAAAAAAUUAUGAAAGUAUAAAACUUUAUGGUAAUUUUAAAAAUUACAAUGAAAAAGCAAAUAUAAAAAAAAAUAUAUCAAAGGAUUAUAACAGUACUUGUGAUAUAGAAAACACUUUUAUGAAAGAUAAUAAUUUUGAUAAUAGUAAUAAUUUAAGCGAAAAUCAUACGAGAAACAAUUCAUAUUAUGGAACAAAUAAUUUUUUUAAUGAUUCUUACAAUCUUAAUGCAAAUAAAAAAUAUGCAUAUAGAAAUAAUGAUGAAGUUUCCUAUUCUAAUAAGAUGGACAUUAAAUAUCAGGUAAAAAAUAAACAAGAAAUUGAAAAUCUUAAAAUUAAUUCAUUUAAAAAUAAAAGGGAAAUAGGUAACAACUUAGAAUGCAAUGAAAACAAUGCAAACAAACAAAAUAAUGAAACUUUUUUAUGCCAUAUGUAUGAUAUAAAUAAUGCAGAUAUUCAAGUUCCUGUCUCUACAAGUUCAACAAAUAAAUUAAUACCUGACCUAAAAAAAGAGACUAUUCAUUGUGAAUUAGUAAAAAGUUCUGAUAAUAAUAACAAAAAUAUAACAUAUAUUUCAAACAGCACAAUUAACAGUUAUAAAGAGGAGUUAGUUUGUCAUAAAGGAAAUUAUAAUUAUGAUAAAUAUUCUCCAAUGUUAACACCUAAUUGUUCUAAAACUAAAUACAGUAAAAACGUAAGUUCAAAUGAGAACUUCAAAAGUGAGUCUAAUCUAUAUAAUGAAGAAAGGAACAAAAAUAUAAAAGCACUUAAAAUUAAUUUUCAUGAAAAGGAUAAAUAUCUAAUAGACAAUAGAGAAUCGAGAAAUUUUAUACUUCUUGAUGAUAAAAAAGAAAAAAAUAAUGAUCAAAAAUUAAUACAAAACCGUUUUAGAUGUAGAUCAGAAAAUAUGCAUUAUAAAAAAAAAAAUUUUAAAAAUCUUGAAAUAUCCAUGAUUAAACCACAUAUGAUGAAGUUCGAACAGUCCAUUAAUAUAGAAGGUUUUCGAAAAAUACUAAAAAAAAUAUUAAUUAACUAUGAAGAAGAUUUACCAGAUUAUUAUGCUGAUAAUUCAAAUAAAUCUCUUUACGUAAAUACGAAAAACAAGUAUUAUUGUGAUAAAAGCACCCACACAUACUUAAUUAAUGAGAAUAAAAUUAAGAAAAAUUCAUAUAUUAAUGAAAGCAGCGAUAAUGAAGAGAAUAUAUAUAUAUUAAGUAACAAGGAAAAUAUAUUAGAAAAAAAUUGUAAUUAUGAGAAAAACAAUGAUAAUAUUUUAUCAUGUAAUGAUAGCACUUUUUAUUUAAAUAAGAAUGCAAAAUUAAAGAAGAUAAUUGAUGAUAUUAAUAUGUUUUGUUAUAAUUCUCAUGAUAAUGAUUCAACACAUUAUGCUGAUAGUGACUAUAGUAUGAAAGCAAAGAACACUUUUCUUUGCAUAUUUAAGGAAACAUUUUAUCCUACAAAUAUUUUCAAUAGAAAAAUUAACUUAUGUGCACAAAAGCAAUCUAAUGCCACUUUCGAUAAAUUGUAUUAUAAAAUAAGAGAUGAUUCGAAUAUAUUGAAAGCAAAUAAGUGUCUAAUUAAUGUUGAUAACUGUAAUAGCUAUAGUUGUUUUAUUGACAAUAUAAAUAAGAAUAAAUGCAAACAUAACAAUUACAAAAAUUGUGACUAUAAUGAUAAUUAUAAUAAAUCAUUAGAUAAUGGAACGGAGAAUAACGAUAACAAACAUAAUAUAAAUAAUAUAUCAGAUAACGAUAAUUUGAAAUUAGAAACACGAAAUUAUUUAUAUAAUGAAAGCAGUGUAUUGUACAAAAAAUACGGCAACAAUUAUGAGAAAAAUAUAAUUCACAAUGGUAAUGAUAAAAAUUUAUGCAAAAAUAUGUCUUAUUUUAGUAGAAAUUAUCCUAAUAAUAAUUUUUAUAUGGUUGAUCAAGAUAAUCGGGAUUUUAUGAAUGUAAAUAUUCAUUAUAAUGACACUAAUAAGAAUAAAGCCCAAAAAUCAAAUUAUCCUAUUAAUAACAAUAAUGAUUUAUAUAAAUGGAAGAGUAAUAAUUAUUAUAAUCAGUAUGACAACAUUGAUAAUAUAUGCCCAAAUGUAAACGCCAAUUGGAACAAUAAUUACAUAAAUUAUGUCAAUGGUAAUAUUAUUAAUGCUUCAAAUUUCAAUAUAAAUCAGAUAACAUCUAAUAGGAACUAUAAUAAUAAUAAUAAUAAUAAUAAUAAUUAUUGUAACUUAAAGAAUAAUUAUAAUGAUACUUUUAAAAAUAAAAAUACAAAUAUGAAUAGCAAUUAUUUUAACAUGAGUUCAAUGAGUAACAAUGAAAGUAAUAACAAUAGAAAAUAUUUAUGUAAUAGCAGGAAAAAUAAGUAUAAUGAGAGUAGUUGUAAUUUAAAUGAUGGAAAAAUUACAAGUUUUUGUAAUAAUAAUAACAAUAAAAAAAAGAAAAGAAAAAAUUUAUAUGUGAAUAAUUACUUAAAUUAUUACAAUAAUUACCAUUAUAAACAAAUGUAUAAUAAAAAUAAUAAUUUUAACCAUAUGAGUAAUUAUAAUAUGUCUUAUUAUAAUGAAAAUAAUUCCGAACAAAAAAAUAUAAAUUUUAACUUUUCAUCAAGUGAGCAGAAGCAAACAGUAAAUAAAAAGUAUACAAAUGGCAAUAUUAUAUAUAACAAAAAUUCAGAAAAUGAAUUACUCUUUGGAAAUAAUAGUGAAGAAAAAGAAAAAAUAGAUGAUGAAAUUUACAAAAUAUAUAAUGAAAGAGAUAGUAUAAUAAAAAAGGACAAAACUAAUUUAAUGCUGGUGAAAUAUAAUACUAAUGAAAAUCUCAAAAGCGAUUCGGAGAAAAAGGGAAAAUAUAUUGAUAAAAAUGAAAAAGAAAUAAAUGAAAUUAAGGAAAAACAGAAAAAUGAAUUACUAAAUGAUUUAAUAAAAAAUGAAAAAACAAUAGAGAAAAAUCAAAUUAAUUUUAAAAAAAAAGACCAAGAAAAUGAAGAGUAUAAAAAUAAUAAAAAAAAGGAUGAAAAAAGCAUGUUUACAAAAAAAGAAAAAGAAGUCAAAAAAAGAAAAAAAAAAGAGGAAUCAAAUGAUUAUAUUCUUAAAAAAGAAGUAUAUUUUGAUGUUUAUACUAAUAAAAAAGAUAAAAAUGAAUUAAGUGAAAAGGAUGAAAAAAAAAAUAAUUUAGAUAAAGACGCUUCUAUGCAUAUUUCAAAUAAUGAUAAAAGUUCAAAGAACAAAAAAAAAAAUUUUGUUUCUAAUUCAGUAAAUGAAGAAUAUUUAUUAAAUAAAGAAACUGAUCAAUUAGAUAAAUUUAGUCAUCAAGGUAAAGAAGAUGGUAUAAAAAAAGUGUUAAAAAAUGAUAACGUAAAGAAAAAGGAUAAUACAGAGAUAAGUAAUAUAACAUAUAGUCAAUUAAACUUUCAAGAAACAAAGAAUAAUAAUAAAAAUUAUUUAUCGUAUGAAAAAAUUAAUAAUAAUAUAAAUUUUCAUAAAAAUAAUUCGAAAAAAAUUAUUAAAAAAAAUAAUAACAGAAUAUACAGCGAUAAUUUUUAUUCUAGUGUUAAUAUAAAGAAUUUUAUAAAGAAUAAAGAUGGUAAUAUUUCAAAAAAAGAAGAUAUUAAUGUUACCUCUAAUAUAAAAAGAGAAUAUAAUGAUUAUUAUAAUCAAAUUAAUAAUGAUGAUACAUAUAAUGAAGAAGAUAAUAAUAAUUAUAAUAAAAAUGUUGUUAAUAAUUAUUAUACAUAUAAUAAUAAAAUAAUAUAUAAUUCACAUGAUAACUGUAAUAAAGACAAUUUAACAAACAGAAAUAAUGAUUUUUUUUUUGAUAACAAAUCAUAUGUAAAUAACUCUAUAUCAAAUGAUGAAUUCUUUGUUUGUUCCCAAAAAAACUUACAUUCAAAUAAUAAUAAAAACAUGAAUUAUUAUGAUUCUCAUGAAUAUGAUAAAACUAACAAUAAUAAUGGCUACAAUAAAAAUAAUUUUGAUCAAAAUAUAAAUAGUAAAAGUAAUUACUACAAAUUAAAUAGGAAUAACAAAAAUAGAAACAAUAAAAUUGUAUUUUUAAAUAAUUACAAAAAAACAUAA
This is a messenger RNA of Plasmodium gallinaceum, 6852 nucleotides long. RefSeq names its product asparagine-rich antigen, putative. NCBI's taxonomy places the organism in Eukaryota, Apicomplexa, Aconoidasida, Haemosporida, Plasmodiidae. The record is from RefSeq and is a predicted model, not a curated record. Bases 1 to 6852 code for a protein of 2283 amino acids. The transcript has a single exon.